UGAUCCACAUUACUAGUUUCAGAUAGUGAUUCAUAUGAUUUAUUCAACUCUUGUCCAAUCUUGUUUCUUGGAGUAGUGACAAGAACCGCAUGCAUGCAAUUUUUAAUUUCCAGCAAAAUGGUUAGACAUUUGAGGUGGAUGAGAUUCCUUAUGUUUCAUAGUUUCAUUCACUUCUUUUGUAUAAAUAGUCUUGGUUUGAUAUGAGAUAGUCACAACAUCUUCACAAGUUUCAGACUUCAAUAAUAUACUCUUGAGACUUUCUUCAGGUCUAAAGAAAGAUGGCUGGCUCAAUUGCAGUUUCUAAAACAACCUUUCACUCUAGAUCAAGCAGUUUCCCAUCUAAGUCUCAUCCUCUGACCACCAGCGUCGAGGAUCAGCUGAGCAGAUUAAGGGCUUCUGCUGCUGCCUCCACUUCGGCAUCUGCAGCAUGUACCAACUUGGAUAGCCUUCAAGAUUUGCAUCACCGCGUCAAUGAGAUGAUUCACUUGCCAUCAUUCCAGAGAGCCUUUUGCCAGAAGAGGUCUGCAUUGGAUGAGAUUCUAGAAGGUUCUCUGAGGUUGCUGGAUUUUUGCUCAAUUGCAAAGGAAGCUUUGUUGAGUACAAAGGAAUCUAUCCAAGUGCUCCAAUCAUCUCUGAGGAGGAAAAAUAGAGAAACUGGCUUGGCACAGGAAGUUAUGAGCUACAUGGCCUCAAGAAAGAAUAUCAACAAAUCUGUUUCCAAAAGCAUAAAAAGUUUGAUCAAUUUUGAGAAGAAUAUCAGCCUACCACUCCUAAAUGAAGACAGUGACCUUGUGGCCAUUGUAAACAUGGUCAGAGAACUACAAGUUGUCAGCUUUUCGGUUCUGAAAUCAGUGUUGUCUCGUGUGUCCAAGACAAAGGCGGUUACCAAGCAGAGUGGAUGGUCACUGGUUUCCAAAUUCAUGCAACCAAAAAAAGAAACUGAAGGCCAUGAAGUCGAGAAGAUUGAUGAGAUCUUGAAUGCCUUGGCUACUCAAAAAUCCUGCAAAGACAUCAAUGCUGUGCAAAACGUGUUGAAGCAAUUGCAGACACUAGAAUGUAGUAUUCAGGAGCUUGAAGAGGGAUUAGAACCUAUCUUUAAGUGCUUAUUAAACACUCGAGUAUCUCUUUUAAAUGUUCUGAAUCAUUAAUUUUGUAUCACAGUGAUGUUAAUAGUACACGAGCUCAUACAAAUUUUGUUAGAUAUCUUGUUGUAAAUGAUUGCAAAAAUUAUACAGUGAUAAAUUGACAGUU
Daucus carota subsp. sativus is the source of this 1251-nucleotide messenger RNA. RefSeq lists its product as uncharacterized. Gene Ontology annotation, biological process: shoot system development; root development. NCBI's taxonomy places the organism in Eukaryota, Viridiplantae, Streptophyta, Magnoliopsida, Apiales, Apiaceae. The record is from RefSeq and is a predicted model, not a curated record. The transcript has a single exon. The coding region runs from base 279 to 1148 and encodes 289 amino acids.